This is a messenger RNA of Bemisia tabaci, 1305 nucleotides long. The record is from RefSeq and is a predicted model, not a curated record. Lineage: Eukaryota; Metazoa; Arthropoda; Insecta; Hemiptera; Aleyrodidae.
AUGUCUUUCGUUCAUGCUAGUAGUUGUGAUUGCUCCAAGUCGGAGUUGGAUUUAUUUUCUUUACCUCCAACACAAUCGCAUAUAGAACACGGUCAAUGGGUAAUGUACAAACCGAUUUCAUCUUUGCAGGACCAAACGCCGAUAGAAUUUUGCCUACCUGGUCAGGGGUCAGAUUACAUCGAUUUAUCUCAUACUUUGCUGAGUAUUAAAGCUAAAAUCGUAAAAAAUAAUGGGGAAGCCAUCGUGGCGGCUGAUGAUGACGAAAUCGGGCCCGUCAAUAACUGGAUGCAUUCAUUGUUCAGCCAAGUAGAUGUUUAUUUAAAUCAGAAAAUAGUGUCAUCUUCAAGCAAUGCAUAUCCUUACAGGGCUUAUUUUGAAAAUUUAUUAAGUUACGGACCUGGAGCUAAAAACUCACAUUUAACCUCAGUUUUAUGGUACAAAGACACUGCAGGUCAUAUGGAGGUCGCCGAUAAUGAAGGUUUGGCAAAGCGGCGCUCAUUUAGCAAACGUAGUAAAACUGUAGAGAUGAUUGGGCGUAUUCAUAGCGAUAUUUUCUCCCAAGAUAAAAUGUUAUUAAACAAUGUUGAUUUAAAAUUACGAUUAGUCAGGACUCGUGAUAGUUUCAGCUUGUUAGGGAAAGAAGGAUAUAAAAUCAACAUUUUUGAGGCUAAUUUGUUCGCUCGACGAGUCAAAGUUUCACCUAACGUGUUGAUAAGUCAUGCAAAAGGCCUUGAGAUGACAUCAGCAAAGUAUCCAAUAACUAGAGCCGAUGUAAAAACAAACACCAUCCCUGCUGGUGUCCGCAGUGCGUCCCUAGAUAAUGUUGUCAGCGGGCAACUCCCUACACGGAUUAUCAUGGGGAUGGUUUCUAAUACGGCUUUCAACGGUGACAUAACAUUGAACCCUUUCAAUUUUCAAACUUUCGGGUUAGACUAUGCAUCUUUUCAUAUUGACGGGCAGCAGAUUCCUGGAGUAAUUUUAACUCCCAAUUUUGACUCCGAGGAGUAUAUAAGAACAUUUCACACACUUUUCUCAGGGACUGGUAUACAUUACUCGGACUCAGGAAACGAGAUUAAUAGAGAGGAGUAUACGGCAGGAUAUGGACUUAUCGCUCUAGAUUUUACUCCGGAUCUCGAGGCUCACAUUAAAUCUCAUUGGAGUCUAGUGCGCCACGGUAGCUUAAGGAUUGAAUUGCGUUUUAAUGCAGCUCUUGCUGCUGCGAUAACGGUUAUAACCUAUGCAGAAUUCGACAACGUUAUAGAAAUUGACAAAAGUCGUAACGUCGUCGUUGAUUUCGGUGCUUAA